This is a messenger RNA of Mizuhopecten yessoensis (Yesso scallop), 623 nucleotides long. Its product is annotated as endoplasmic reticulum-Golgi intermediate compartment protein 2-like. Lineage: Eukaryota; Metazoa; Mollusca; Bivalvia; Pectinida; Pectinidae. The annotation marks the transcript as partial. Gene Ontology annotation, cellular component: endoplasmic reticulum; COPII-coated ER to Golgi transport vesicle; membrane. Gene Ontology annotation, biological process: endoplasmic reticulum to Golgi vesicle-mediated transport; retrograde vesicle-mediated transport, Golgi to endoplasmic reticulum. The record is from RefSeq and is a predicted model, not a curated record. The transcript has 2 exons.
AAUCGAAGCAUUAACCAUUCCUCAGGGAGCCAUGGAGUGCCAGGGAUAUUCGUGAAGUAUGAUCUCAACUCUCUGAAAAUUCGUGUACGAGAAGUUCACCGACCAUUUGGACAGUUUCUCAUACGAUUAAUUGGUAUUGUUGGAGGAAUAUUUUCUGUAUCAGGUAUAAUGCACUCCCUGGCUGGUUUUGUAACAGAUCUGAUAUGCUGCAAAUUCAAACUAGGACAAUACAAGAAGGAAAACUUCAGCGAUAUCGCCGAUUCUAGUUCUAUUACGGACAAUUUUCCCACGGAAAACAUCCCUGGAGUUAAUUUAUUGGCAACAGACAGCUGAUAAUAGCGAUUAUUAAUAAGUUCUAUUUUUUAUUAUUUAAGUACAAACAAGGUUUUUACUGUUAAUGAAAAUUAAGAAAUAUUUGGAGAAAAAAAAAUUGUGAGUACUUGCAGUACCUACAGCCAUUCCUAACAAGUGAUAUUUGCUAGAAUUUUAAUUUGCUAAACAUGUAUUUUCAAUCAGGUAAUAUACACUGAAUCUUUAAGAUAGCCUUCCAAUAUUUUUCUUAGUAUGUUGGGGUAAGGGGAUGGAGCUUAGAAGACCAAACAGAAAUGCUUUUAGUUGCAGGG